UAGCCCUGUCAUUUCAGCUCUGACACCAAGGCAAGAGGCUAGGAAGUCUACAAACACCGUCUGGGUAGCCGGUGUGAGUACAGAGGGUACUGGGGGGGCUUAGCCCCCAAGGAAGACGACCAGCCUUCCCCGAACACCACCAUCAAGAUCACAGGGGCUCCCUCUUUCCUCUGCAGGCUGUGAACUGACUUAGGGAAUCCCAAACGAUGACAGAAAAGGAGGUGCUGGAGUCCUCCUCUUUUCCAUCAGAGACUCGGAAAGGUGGGCUACAGCGGCUGAAACAGUUAUUCAGGAAGGAGUCUACAGGGACAAAGGAGAUGGAGCUUCCCCCAGAGCCCCAGGCCAAUGGGGAGGCAGUGGGAGCUGGAGGUGGGCCCAUCUACUACAUCUAUGAGGAAGAGGAGGAAGAAGAGGAGGAGGAGGAGGAGCCACCCCCAGAGCCUCCUAAGCUUGUUAAUGAUAAACCUCACAAAUUCAAAGAUCAUUUCUUCAAGAAGCCCAAGUUCUGUGAUGUCUGUGCCCGGAUGAUUGUGCUCAACAACAAAUUUGGGCUUCGCUGUAAGAACUGCAAAACCAACAUCCACGAACACUGCCAGUCCUACGUGGAGAUGCAGAGAUGCUUCGGCAAGAUCCCCCCUGGUUUCCAUCGGGCCUAUAGCUCUCCACUCUACAGCAACCAGCAGUACGCUUGUGUCAAAGAUCUCUCUUCUGCCAAUCGCAAUGACCCUGUGUUUGAAACUCUUCGCACUGGGGUGAUCAUGGCAAACAAAGAACGGAAGAAGGGACAGGCAGAUAAGAAAAAUUCUCUAGCGGCCAUGAUGGAAGAGGAGCCAGAGUCUGCCAGAUCAGAGGAAGGCAAAGCCCAGAAUGGAAACCCUGAAGGGGAUAAGAAAGCUGAAAAGAAGACACCUGAUGACAAACACAAGCAGCCUGGCUUCCAGCAGUCUCAUUACUUUGUGGCUCUCUAUCGAUUCAAAGCCCUGGAGAAGGACGAUCUGGAUUUCCCGCCUGGAGAGAAGAUCACAGUCAUUGAUGACUCCAAUGAGGAGUGGUGGCGGGGGAAAAUAGGGGAGAAGGUCGGAUUUUUCCCUCCAAACUUCAUCAUUCGGGUCCGGGCUGGAGAGCGUGUGCACCGCGUAACCAGAUCCUUCGUGGGGAACCGCGAGAUAGGGCAGAUCACUCUCAAGAAGGACCAGAUUGUGGUGCAGAAAGGCGAUGAAGCCGGCGGGUACGUCAAGGUCUACACCGGCCGCAAGGUGGGGCUGUUCCCCACCGACUUUCUGGAGGAGAUUUAGGCGUGCUGACGCCUGCCAGUGGGAGAUACCCAAACCCCAUUCUGGGCAGGCCCAGUGGAGGUUGGGGAGAAAAGGGGCGAAAGCAACUACAUGGCUGGGUUGGGGAGGGCUGGGAAGGCCACCGAAACAUGACGGGGCUUCCGGGAAGGGACUGGUUCCCGUCCCCCUCCCCCACCGAGGGCGUCGGAUUCUUGGUGCCUGGAGCAGCCUCACUCGCAACCCUCAGGCCCAGCCUUUUUUUCCAAAUCUCGGGGCGGGGGUCGGGUAGAAAGAAUGCCUCUCUACUAGGG
Messenger RNA from Budorcas taxicolor (takin), 1585 nucleotides. It is a transcript of the gene STAC3, whose product is annotated as SH3 and cysteine rich domain 3. The record is from RefSeq and is a predicted model, not a curated record. NCBI's taxonomy places the organism in Eukaryota, Metazoa, Chordata, Mammalia, Artiodactyla, Bovidae. Gene Ontology annotation, biological process: skeletal muscle contraction; positive regulation of protein localization to plasma membrane; positive regulation of voltage-gated calcium channel activity. The transcript is spliced from 12 exons. The coding region runs from base 207 to 1295 and encodes 362 amino acids. Gene Ontology annotation, molecular function: protein binding. Gene Ontology annotation, cellular component: extrinsic component of cytoplasmic side of plasma membrane.